CUCUCUCUAUCUCUAUCUUCUCGCUGCCAUUUUCUCUCACUUGUUUCUCUCUCUAUCUCCUUUUGCUUAGAGGUAGGCGUUGAUGAAAUUGUAAUGUCACUGCGCAAGUCCUUUCUCUCUCGAAGGAUCUCCAAUCGGUCUUUCGUUUUUUCUAAAUCCUUCAAACAAAACGAACACGCUUCCAUUCUUGUUAAUGACCUAGAAGAAGACGCUGUUGAUUUGUCGAUCGACCCUGCUCUCGAUUCAGGUUCUAACAAUGCCUCCUGGGCGACGCUACUUCCCGAGUUACUCACAGAGAUCAUCAGGCGACUAGAGUCCACCGAAGACCGCUGGCCGAUCCGGAAGAAUGUCGUCGCUUGCGCUUGUGUAUGCAAGAGGUGGAGGGAGGUCACCAAGGAAAUUGUCAAGUCGCCACUUGAGACUGGCAAGAUCACUUUCCCCUCUUGCCUUAAGCAGCCCGGUCCUCGCGACUUGCCCCUUCAUUGUCUUAUAAAUCGGAACAAGAAGAACUCUACCUUCUACCUUUAUCUUGGUGUAACACCCUCAUUAACAGACAGGGGAAAGUUUCUUUUGGCUGCUAAAAGAUAUAGGAAUGGUGCCCAUACGGAGUACAUCAUAUCGCUUAGUGCUGAUGACAUAUCUCAACGGAGUAAUGCCUAUGUUGGAAAGCUAUGUUCGGAUUUCUUGGGAACCAACUUCACAAUAUACGACAGCCAGCCCCCUCACAGUGGUGCGAAACCAUCUAGUAGCAAAGCUAGCAGACGGUUUGCAAGCAAACAAAUAAGUCCCCAAGUUCCAGCAGCCAAUUUCGAAAUUGGUGACGUUUCUUACAAAUUCAAUCUCCUCAAAUCAAGAGGACCGAGAAGGAUGAUAUCUUCGUUGAAAUGCCCAUCUCAUAGUAAUAAUAAUAAAUUGAAAAAGGCAGAUUCUUUGGACAUGUCUGGAUACAAAACUGUGUUGAAAAACAAAGCUCCAAGAUGGCACGAACAGUUACAAUGCUGGUGUUUGAAUUUCCAUGGAAGAGUGACAGUUGCGUCUGUGAAAAACUUCCAACUGGUAGCAACAAUGGACGAAAGCCAGCCGGGUGGAGAAGGAGAUGAAGAGACUGUUCUUCUGCAGUUUGGUAAGGUUGGAGAAGACGUGUUUACAAUGGAUUAUAGACAACCUUUGUCUCCUUUUCAGGCUUUCGCAAUUUGUCUUACCAGCUUUGGCACCAAAUUGGCUUGUGAGUAAAUUAUUAUGUAUUGUACUAAUUGUAGUAUAUUAUUAUUAUUAGUGUAUUUUGACUUGUAUGAUUUUUAACAUUUGUAUCAGUUUCAUUUGUUAUUGUAUCAGUAGUAGACAUACAGACAGCCUCAGCUUUUCUUUCUUUUCAAUUGUUAUUUGGUGUCAAAUGUACAUGUUACUGUUGUAUUAUAUAUUAUUAGUGCAUUGUUUA
Molecule: messenger RNA, 1438 nt
Organism: Impatiens glandulifera
Lineage: Eukaryota; Viridiplantae; Streptophyta; Magnoliopsida; Ericales; Balsaminaceae
Product: tubby-like F-box protein 7
Exons: 4
Coding region: 94-1233 (379 amino acids)
Molecular function (GO): protein binding
Source: RefSeq, a predicted model, not a curated record